Messenger RNA from Myxocyprinus asiaticus (Chinese sucker), 3633 nucleotides. Its product is annotated as 5'-3' exonuclease PLD3-like. The transcript is spliced from 12 exons. NCBI's taxonomy places the organism in Eukaryota, Metazoa, Chordata, Actinopteri, Cypriniformes, Catostomidae. The record is from RefSeq and is a predicted model, not a curated record. The coding region runs from base 236 to 1687 and encodes 483 amino acids. Gene Ontology annotation, molecular function: catalytic activity.
GUGUGGUCACGUGACACUAUACGAGCUUCAUACACAGCGAACUGAAGUAGGGCAACUCAUUAUUUACACCGACUUCACAUAGUAACUUUUAACUGGGACCACUUGUUUUACUUUGUAAAUAGAGAUUAUUGAUAGCCAUCAAUUCCGCUGCGGCUCACACGAGAUGAUUCGCUUUGUAAGCUGCUAGAUCACAGGAUUCGUGUUUCCUCGUAAUGUGUUGGUGAAACUUGACACGAUGAAGUUGGAUAUUCCUUAUGAAAAGAUGGUUGACGUGGAGCUAAGAGGAGAAACACAUCUUAGCUCACAAAAGUUUUACAGGUGUCUGAUCGUCCUUACCUGUCUAACCACAGUGCUGUUGAUACUCCUGUCCCUCCAAACCCUGCUUGUUCCUAUGGCAACAACCUCCUCCUCAAAAUCACCUGGACAGCAGGAGCAUCAUCUAAUCAGAGAGACCUGUACUGAUCCCUGCAGGAUUGUUUUAGUGGAGAGUAUUCCUGAAGGACUAGUGUUUAACUCCUCUACCUCUCACCAAUCCAUAUAUGAAGCAUGGCUUAACCUUAUAUCUGGUGCUCAAACCAGUUUGGACAUUGCCUCCUUCUACUGGACUCUUACAAAUAGUGACACACAGACACAUGAGACUACAGCCAAUCAGGGUGAGCAGAUUCUGCAGGAAUUAGGGCGGCUCUCUGGGAAAGUGUCUGUUCGAAUUGCGGUCGAUACACCAUCAGAGAAGAAACCUGUGGAAGACAUUGGGUUCCUUGUGGACUCUGGAGCUGACGUGCGAAUGGUGAACAUGCGAGAGCUGACGACAGGUGUGCUGCAUACAAAAUUCUGGAUCGUAGAUAAGAAGCACAUAUACAUAGGCAGCGCCAAUAUGGACUGGAGAUCACUUACCCAGGUGAAGGAGUUGGGUGCAGUUGUGUACGACUGCAGCUGUCUUGCUGAUGACCUGGGGAAGAUCUUCGAGGCCUAUUGGUACCUGAAUCAGACCAAGACAGUUCCCUCCCACUGGCCCAGCAAAUACACCACUCUGUACAAUAAGGACACACCCAUGCAACUGUCACUCAAUGGGACUGACGCCAGUGUCUACCUAUCAAGUUCUCCUCCAUCAUUGUGUGCUGAAGGUAGGACUCCAGACCUGCAGUCUAUCCUCAGUGUGAUUGGGGACGCCCAGCAGUUUGUCUACAUUGCUGUGAUGAACUAUCUUCCCACUAUGGAGUUCUCCAGACCUCAAAGGUACUGGGCAGAUAUUGACACCCAGCUGCGCCGUGUGGCUUAUGAGCGUAAAGUUCGGGUGCGUCUGCUGAUCAGUUGCUGGGGGAGUACCAACCCAAUCAUGUUCCCUUUCCUCCGCUCACUUGUUUCCUUGCAGGACAGGAACAAGCUGGACAUUCAAGUGAAAAUUUUUACUGUGCCUUCCAACCCUCGGCAGAAGGAAAUUCCAUUUGCCAGAGUAAACCAUAACAAGUACAUGGUCACAGAUAAGGUUGCCUACAUUGGUACCUCUAACUGGUCAGGAGACUACUUUGUGAACACUGCUGGUUCUGCAUUAGUGGUGAACCAGACUUCAGCUCAGUCGACAACCCCUACAGUCCAAGAGCAGCUACAAGAAGUAUUUGAAAGAGACUGGGAUUCUUCAUACAGCAGUGAGAUCAACCACAUCACCAACAACAAAGACAUUUGCUAGACCAGCUCCGUGCAUUGCAUUGUGUUUUUUACACUGUGGAGUGCUGUGGAUAACUGUUGGCAUACAUUAUGGAUGACUGCACCAUUUGGGGAGUCUAAAAUGCUCCUUGACCUUAAAACCUGGCCAUCACAUAUUUUUUUCUACCAUUAAACAAAGGGCAAGGGGUCAAAGUAAAUACAUAUUUUUUAAUUGAAUAUCUGUCCUUGUCUCCUAAGAGGAAACACUUUUCCACUCACACUUCAUAUCUGUAGCAAUAUAUAUACCUUUGCAUAUAAUUGCACACUCUGUCUUUUAACCGACAUGCAAUACCUCUUUAUAGAAACACUUCUUAUUCUUUUUACAUAUUUUAACAUAUUAUUCUUUUUAAUAUGUUAUGAACUUAUAGAGUGGGGUAUUCUAACCCUCAUCUCAGGAAGACUUUGUUUUAUCAUUGAUUUAAAAUAUUGUUGAUUUACUGGUAAGUAGAUUUCAUAAUUGCUGUGUGUUGUCUUGGAUCUCUUUAAGUAGUGUGACUUCAUUUAAAAAAGAAGCUCAGCAGUAUUUAGCUUUUGACAAUGAUCAUGUCAGCAGGAUUUCACUUUGUUGGCUGUAGUCAUUGACAUCACCAAGAGCAUUAUUUGUUCGGUGGCAUUUUAUGUUACAACGGGGCCAUUGGGAGGCCGCUGUCAGCAAUUACACGUUUUAGCUGCACAUAUGAACUUUGUUUUCAGGACUUGCAGGGUGAUAAAUUGUUAAAUGUGUUUACGUUAUGUCUGUUAAUCUUGUGAGAGUGCCACGUCACAGAUGUAGAUACUUAUCAUUCAUUAUCAAAUAUAUUUGUCAUUAUAAAGAGGAAUAAUGACUAGUAAUGAGGGAUGUGUAUGCUACAUGUUUUACAUUUUAUAACCUUUACCGUGAUAAAAUACAAACAUUUUUUGUCUUGCUGUGAAACUUUAGUUCAUUUUUAAGAAGUAUUAGCAGGGGAGUAUUUUCAAAUUCAAGUUAAUGUUGCAUUUAAUCUCUCUCUUUGAGAGUUGAAUGUAGUUUAUGAACUGAUAAACUACAGCAGGUUUUGAUUCAAUAAACAUGAACAAGUAUAACUCUUAAUAGAAAUAAUUUUUGUAUUUCUAGCCAUUUUACACUAAUUCAAGUGUAAAUUUUAUCCAAAUUUAAAGGGAUAAUUCACCCCCAAAAAAUGAUCUCAUGUACUCACCCUCAUGCCAUCCCAGAUGUGUUUGACUUUCUUUCUUCCGCUGAACACAAACAAAGAUUUUUAGAAUGAAAUCUCAGCUCUGUAGGUCCAUACAAUGCAAGUGAAUGGUGGCCUUGAAGGUCCAAAAAGCACAUAAAGGUAGCAUAAAUGUAACCAUAUGACUCCAGUGGUUAAAUCUAUACCUUCCGAGUUGACAUGAUAGGUGUGGGAGAGACAGAGAUCAAUAUUCCUUUUUUACAAUAAAUUCUCCUCCCUGCACAGUAGGUGGCGAUAUGCACAAAGAACGUGAAUCGUCAAAAACAAAAGAAGAAUGUGAAAGUGGAGAUUUAUAGUAAAAAAGGACUUAAAUAUUGAUUUGUUUCUCACCCAUAACCAGUUUGAUUGCUUCUGAAGAUAUGGAUUUAUCCACUGGAGUCUUAUGGAUUACUUUUAUGCUGCCUUUAUGUGCUUUUUGGAUCGUCAAAGUUCUGGCCACCAUUCACUUGCAUUGUAAGGACCUACAAAGCUGAAAAUUUCUUCUAAAAAUCUUUGUGUUCUGCAGAAGAAAGAAAGUCAUCUGGGAUGGCAUGAGAGUGAGUAAAUGAUGAGACAAUUUCCAUAUUUGGGUGAACUAUACCUUUAAUUCAGAUUGCAACAUUUGUAGUUAAUUUUUCUAAGUGGAAAAUCUUAUAAGAUCUUAAGUGUGUGAUUUGUUUACCAUAUGCUGAAAUAAAGUUGUUUUUCCUAAAAUCCAGAUCUGGAUCAAAGAGACGUU